This is a messenger RNA of Symbiodinium sp. CCMP2592, 1125 nucleotides long. Lineage: Eukaryota; Dinophyceae; Suessiales; Symbiodiniaceae. The record is from the annotation of a GenBank genome assembly.
AUGCCGCCCGAAGCCGGCGGCGAGGGCAAAGACACGCCGAAGGCGAAGCUAGACAAGGGUCAGAAGACCUUCAAGGAGACUAAGGGCACCAAGUCUCAAGUCUUCCAGACGGCCGCGGGCCAGGAAGGACAACAAGCAGAGGAAGUGAUGCUGGCCGAAGCAGAGGAGGAUCACGAGGCCAAGGCCAGCACAAAGAAGAAGAAGAAGGAUCAAGCCAAGGGAGACGAUGAGAAGAAGGGCGGCAAAAGUGAGAAAAAGCUCGACAAGAAAAAGCAAGAGGGAAAGGAUGACAAAAAAACCGGCCUCAAAAAGGGAGAAGUUAAGGGAAAGACACCGACAAAGAUGGGUGCAGGAGGAGGGGAAACAGAAGGGGAAGAAUCAGUGCACGAUGGCGGGAAAACCACGAAGCCGUCUCGCGGCCGCAAGCGUGGCCGCACCAGAUCCGCUCCCAAAGACAAGAACAAGAAGAUUGAGGGCAAGCAGGGCAAGACGACCGCAAAACGCGCUGGAUGCAUCUUCCCCGUUGCUCGCAUCCACCGGUUCCUCAAGUCGUACAUGGCAGCAAGGUGUCGAGUCGGCGGUUCUGCCGGCAUCUUCACGGCUGCUGUCAUGGAGUAUCUGGCAGCAGAGGUUCUGGAGUUAGCUGGCAACGUGUGUGCGGACUACCAUCUCAAGCGCAUCACGCCGCGGCACUUGCAGAUUGCAAUUCGCGGUGAUGAGGAGCUUGCGCGCUUUGUCAAGGCAACAAUUGCUGGAGGUGGCGUCAUCCCGAACAUCAAUCAGUCCUUGUUCCCCGACGUUCGACUGCGCGAGGAUGAAACCUACAAGGCGAGCAAGUCCACUCGACGACAGCUUCGCAUGGAUCCUGGUGCCGAAAUGACUCCACGUACGGACAGAGACAUGCACAUGCCAAGCUCGACGCAGCCCACUCCCCAAACGGAGGAGGAUGACGACAAGCUGAGCCAAAAAGACAAAGACGGCCCCGAUCCCAAAGAUCCGAAGACAAGUGCCAGGAAGGACAAAGAUCCAAAGAAGACUUUGAAGAAGGGUGGAGCAAAGAAUGUAAAGAAGAAUCUGAAGCCUGGGGAGAAGGACAAGGGCCAGUCACCUGGGCCCAAAAAAUGA